Messenger RNA from Mizuhopecten yessoensis (Yesso scallop), 1023 nucleotides. Its product is annotated as frizzled-1-like. Lineage: Eukaryota; Metazoa; Mollusca; Bivalvia; Pectinida; Pectinidae. Gene Ontology annotation, molecular function: Wnt-protein binding; Wnt receptor activity. The record is from RefSeq and is a predicted model, not a curated record. Bases 156 to 605 code for a protein of 149 amino acids. Gene Ontology annotation, cellular component: plasma membrane. Gene Ontology annotation, biological process: non-canonical Wnt signaling pathway; canonical Wnt signaling pathway. The transcript is spliced from 3 exons.
UACUCCAAUCCAUUGCCUGUGUGAUAGGUGUAAACGUGUGUGUGUGUGUGUUCAACUGCAAAAGUGAGUUCAACGUUUACUUCUUCCUGUGCGAAUUAGUCAAAGAAACCACUCCUACAAGAGAAGAAACAUACCACAUUGUAACAGUCAACACAAUGCAAACGACAAAAGGGAUUACGAUGAGAACAACUCUGCUGUUGUACACAGUGUUCGUCAUGCUGGGAGUUCACCUUGCAGUCAGCCAACAAUCCGACGAAGGACCGUGUCAAACGAUCACAGUACCGCUGUGUUCUACGAUGCCUUACAGUCUGGCGUUCAUGCCGAACAGAUUUGGACACUCCCACAUGGACGAUGCUGGAAUGGUAGUACAUCAAUUCUAUCCUCUAGUUAAAGUAAAUUGUAGUGCAGCCCUGAAGCCCUUCUUAUGCGCAGCCUAUUUCCCUAAAUGCAGCGCAAGGGGAGGGGGACUCGAACCAUGUGCCCGACUCUGUAGAGAAGCCAAGAAUGGCUGCGCGCCACUAAUGAACAGAUACGGAUUUCAGUGGCCAGAUACUCUAGAUUGCCACUUAUUUUCAGAAAACUAUCGGUGUUACGAUAUAGAAUGAUAUGUUAUGUUAUUCAACUAAUUUUCGCUAUUUCGCAUUUGUACGCAAUAGGCCAGAAAUGACUUUUGUUUUUUAUUUACGCGAUUGUAAUUUAUAUAGGAUUUCUUAAAUAUCGGAAGUGCUUUUGCUAUUCUCUGGCAGAGAUGGAACUUGUGCCAUUACUCACAGUACGUGUUUGGUUUGGAAAGCGCAACAAAGAUUGCGUCUCUGACCGGAGAGAUCAUGUGGUGAUAAAACGUGACAGACUUCUGUUAACACUGUAGAAGCGUUUGAUAUCGUGCUUGAACAUUUUUACUGCACUGUAUGGCCAUUUCACCAAUUUAGGAAUUUUCAGAGAUGCUUAAAGUCAAAAGAUUAAACAUCUAUGUAUCAUAUGUUCCAUAACAUUUGUUUGAAAUAGCAAAAGAAAAAGCUGUAA